This is a messenger RNA of Formica exsecta, 4475 nucleotides long. RefSeq lists its product as uncharacterized. The transcript has 5 exons. The record is from RefSeq and is a predicted model, not a curated record. Lineage: Eukaryota; Metazoa; Arthropoda; Insecta; Hymenoptera; Formicidae. The coding region runs from base 473 to 1927 and encodes 484 amino acids.
CCGCUCUGACCACCGUCGCGACUGGGUUAUCGUAGCCGUUGUCGUCGUCCUUGCUCUACCUUGAUAAGAAUCGCCGGCACGAUCGCUCACAGAGAGAGACCCAUCGACAUCACAUAUAUACAUCAACGAUUCUGGCCGAUGAUCUCGGAUAGGUGAAGAUCGCAAUCCCGGAGCGAACAGAACCCCUAGCGAAUCGACGAUCGAGGAAAACGAUCGCGAAAGACCGAUGUGUAAGGGUGACUAUCAUACGUAAGUGAAGCGAGGUCGUUACACCGAGCAAUCCUGAUAACGUCGAGUAGUUCGUGUAGUGCGCCCACCGUGGGAUUAACGAAGAGCAACAACUGGGAUAGUGAUAGUACAUCACUAGCGAGUGGAUCGGCAGUCGAACCGUGAAUGCGGUCGCGUUAACAAACCCUUCUCCCUCCCCGAGAUUAACAUCGCUCGGCAGCCGACAAUCUCCCCGAAUAUCAGUAUGAGAAGGCAGUCGUUCUGUCCGAGUACGAGCAACGGAAGUGGCGGUGCCGAACCGCUGAUUGUCGUCGAGGAAAGCACGCUCGGCGAGGAGGAAGCGGAUCACUGUCGCAGGGAAUCGCCGCCGCGAUUCGAUCCGGAUUCCCCAUCCUUGAAUCCCUAUUUGCUCUCGCCAUGGAGGGACGCCAGGAAGCAUUCUUUACCAACUCCGCAGUGUACAUCCGGGAUAACCGCAUCCCAGGUACGACGAUUGAGCGAACGCGGUGGAGAAGGAUCCGGUCCAUCAGCGAGGGAGGCUGCCUUCCUGGCGACACUCUCGCAGACGCCGACACCGCAGUCGGGUGGACGACGACAUUCUGUCGUCACGAUUUCCAGGGUACCGACAACCCUGUUUGGUCGCAACCGACGGGAAUCUGUCGCCGCAUUUCCCAUGGGUGCCACCAGGAUAUUGCAAGGCCGGCGGGACUCGUCCACCGGGAUAAGCGGCCCGCCCAGUAAUAGUGGUAGCACUCACAAUCUGCAGCUCGACAUUAUGGACGACAUCGCCGAGAUCAAGGCCAAAAAGGUUCGUUUAAAAAUGUACAAGACAUCGUCUCGCGAGCGAGUAUGCGAGAUUCAGCCUCUGGAGGGCGAUGGCAGUUCUACCACGCAGAAAUACAUACAGCAUCAGAAACGCCGAUUCUCCGAUUUCUCGGCGUCAGUCGCGGCGUCGACGUUGGCGCUACGUAGACGCGCGUCUGAGAUGACGAGGCCGAUUUGUGAACUCGAGGUACCCUGUUCGACAACAGCGGCGGGCAUCACAUGCUCCAACACGGACCUGAUAUCCAUCCUGAGUUCCCUGACGUCGUCCGCGUCGGAGAUAAAUACAUGCGGCACGUCAGACGCGAAGGAUGAACAAAGAUCGAGCUGGUCUACGAAAACGGCGGAGCAGAGACGCAGUCGACUCAAGAGCUCACGAUCCAACAGCUUCGACGUGUCUAUCCUGCAUAGCACCAAGAGCAAAACGUCGAGCAGCAGCAGCAAAGGCGCCGUCGGCUCGCUCAUCGCACCGAGCAACUGGUUUGCCAAGCGUCAUCAACCUAUGUCGAAAAAGAAUCGGUACCUGGACGAAGAGAGCGCGAUGACGUUCAAGCUCGACAAGUUGAAGAUAGUUAAAACCGUCAAGGAUACAUUGGUGAAGAACGUGGACCCCAAACAUAAGGUUCUCUGGGACGACAGCAGCGGUACCAAAGUGGACGCUCAGGUGCUCGGCAAUGCGAUCGAGAAGAUUCUUACCUCGACCCACAGGGGAAACGAUGCGGAAAUGUCGGGCAGCUCAUCUGGAAAACCAUCCGUGUCACCGAACAAGUCGCGCGCCGGCAAGGUCACCAGCUGGUUCUCGAGUGGAAACAAGGAGCAGGAGCAAACGGACUGCGAUUCGAUCUGUACUACUCUCAAGGAUCUCUUCGUCAAGUAGUGCACCAUCGUCGGACCGUUUCUUCGCAAUUAUAUCAUUUGUUUCGUUCCGUUACAUACAUCAAGAUACACCGGAUUGACAGCAUGAGAUAUUUGUUGCACUGCCAUUAUUUAUCUUCUUUUUUUUUUUGCCGAAUGAGUUCUAUUUUCCGAACUAACGUGUAAAUCCUCGUGUAAAUACGAAGUGAUUUGUUGGUACGGCUCUUCUCCUGUUUGCCUCCUUGAGUUGAGAAGGGUUCGGGAAAGAGAAAAAUCGAGCGCGAGAGAGGAAUGGGAAGAGAAAGAGAGAGAGAGAGAGAGAGAGAGAGAGAGAGAGAGAGAUGAAAAUCGCGAAAGAAAACAUAUUUCAUCGAGGAUGUAAUCGUUUCUAUCUGUUUUUUUCUUACGCAUUUCCUCACAAGAAAAGAACGUUAACACCCUCGCAUAUUUAUCCUUUAUAAAGCAGCUUUAAAAAGCUUUUUCUUAUCCAAAUUUUUUAAAACUUGAAAACGAUAAACUUCUAAAAGAUGUUAUCAGAUUCGUGAAGAGUAUUUUCGGUCUUUCGACGUGAGGUUUUUAUACGUUUAUAAGAUUUUAUUUGAAAAAUUAAUAUUUAAUUAAUAGAGAUAUUGCAAUUUUAAUUUUUGCAGAGAUUGUACCGUUAAAUAGGUAAUUUACGAAGUUAAAGGCCUUUGCUAAUUAUUUUUGGUGACGCGAUAUGUGAACAUUGAGUUCGAUAUAUACGGACUAUUUUAGCUCUUAUUCUCCGUUUAUAUAUCCUAGUUAUACUUAUCCGCAAAUAAUUACAUAUAUAAUUACCGCGAGACAGGAAAUAGAAAACGCGACGAUAAAUCUGUUCUUGUCUAUCCUGAAUAAACGCACACGCACACAACGCUCUAUAAUUUUUAUUAAUAGAGUGCGAAUCGAAGAGAGAUUGUUUAGAGAACUAUUUUCAUAUGGAAUAAUUAUUUUUAGCCAUGUAUCAUUUUAAGUUGUCGCGAUUGCAUAAUAUUACAUUGGCGUAAAAAAUAUCCUAAAAGAUAAGAUUACGACAUAACAAAAAUAUAUUCUGUGCCAUGUAAGUGCAUUUCGUAAGUAUAUUAACGAAUAUAAUAUGAUUAAUCAUAAAAACAUUAAUCUAUCCUUUGCGGGUCAAAGGGAGAGAAAGAGAAAGAGAGAGCAUGUUAAUUAUAACAUAUAUAUGUAUAAUAUAUAUAAUAUAUUCUUAAAGAAAGGCAAACACAUAGAGAGUGGCGGCUGGUCCGAUAAGUUAUGCAAAAUGCAAACUUACGGCAUGAUGGCCGUAAUAAGUUGGCACUUUCUACCAUCCUUCUCCCUGCUUCAUUGCGCGAAUUUUUAUGUUUUCCUGCUUUUUCUGAUCGGCGCUUUUUUAUUCGUCGAUAUCAUCACGAUUUUCAAUCAUAGUACGAAGCGCCACUGAUGUAGAGAUAUAUGUACACGGUACUUAUAUAAAGAUAUGUGUAUAAAAAUUGCCACGUACGUUUAAUAAUGACAUGCAAGAACGUUAUACAUGGAGUUGUAUGUCAAAUAUAAAAAGAGAAAAAAAUAUUCAUGUCGCAGCCUCGAGAAUUUUGUGUCUCAAAAGUAGGAUAUAUACAAUUGCGAAUAUGCAAACAAAUUAAAUAUGGCAAAGCCAUAAAUGAAACGUAGAGCCAAUAAAUACCGCGUAAUGUCUCGCAAACUUAUUUUCUGUGACAACUUUUCGACCGUACAAUUCUUAUUCUUGAUAAUUUUAUUUCUUUAACUUUCUCAGAAAACUUGGAACAAAUAUAGAAGAUACAUUAUUUUAUGCAUUAUAUAAUUUCUUUAUAUGUUCAAAUUUCUUUCCACAUAAUUAUGUUUUAGUUAAGACGUUAAGAUAUUUUUUAAUUUUUGUUUCUUGAACGACAUCUGACAAUAGUUAAAUAAGUAAAUAAUAUACUAGAUAGAAUUUUUCGUUACUUAAGUUUAGUAUUUCUUAUAUUGAAUUUUUUUUAAACAGCCUCUUAAUUGAUCUUGCCUCGCCCCGCUACGGUGUGAUUAGAAUAUAAUUAGACUGACAAUAGAUGUGUGAUCUGUAUCUUUUACGCUGCUUUAAUAAGGGAAAUUUCUCCCAGCAGUUAAAACAGCUUCUUCGAUUUGUAUUAAAUGAAUAGCUUCAAAACAUAAUAAAUGUGAAUUUUAUGUGUCGUCAUUUAUAGAUAACUGCAAUCGAAGGAAUUUAAAUUGGAAAUUUACGACUAUAUCAUACAUUUAAACAAAACUGGUGUGUAACUUAUAGAUUAUGCGUUACUUACACACCUAUCUAUACACGUACUUAUCUACACGUCUCUUUGAUAAAUCAAUAUUAAAAAUCGUUCCAAAAAUAAUAAUCGUCGUUGAGAGUUUUGAAAUCUAUACGCAAUUGAUUACAUAAUGUGAUUAUCUUAAUCUAUAUAAAAACGUUAUUUAUUUUUUAAAAAUAUAUGAUAUAUGAGAGUAGAGUGUGAAAAUAUGUAAGAAUUUGAUUGAGAUAAUCAAGAUCUAUAUAAACCUAAAAAAAAAAAAAAAAUUUGUAAUUUUUUUUUAUA